GAGAGGACAGCUGCUGCAAAACGGCAGAGGGUGUGGUACGAGAUCGAUCGCCCGCCGGGACAGCCCCACGUGGCGUGUCCUCAUUGGCCCAGGGAGCCCGCUGUGGGACUCUUCUUCUUUUCUCUUCCUCUUAAUUAAACCGACCGACCAAACCCAACUCCCCAGACCACAGAGGGAGAGGAAGCAAGGGAGAGACGGCUUUUCUUCCUUCCUUCCUUUCCUUCUCGCGGGGGCAGCUGGCUCAGCUUCGUAUUUCUUCGAACCCAACAAAUCCACUCCUUCGGUUAUAUAUUUGAUUCGGGGUUGAUUUUGUUUAUUCCCUUCUCUUCUCUCAUUAUCCGAUAAGAGAAAAACGAAGAGCUUUCCCUGUCCCUGUCCCUGUCCCUGUUCCUGUUCUUGUUUUCCCCAAUUGGGUACUGAGAGAUGGAGGCACUGACUGCUAACUCCCACGGUGGUUCCCUAACCGACGCCCCUAACGGCUGCGGUUUUGGUGGACCGCAGAAGCUCAUUAUCGAUACUGAUCCUGGGAUCGAUGACACCAUGGCGAUUUUGAUGGCAUUCCAGACAACGGAGGUGGAAGUGUUGGGGUUGACGACGAUUUUCGGUAAUGUAACUACAGAGAAUGCCACUUGCAAUGCCUUGCUUCUGUCUGAGAUCGCUGGACGUUCAGAUUUGCCCGUUGCCGAGGGCAGCCACGAGCCUCUUAAGGGAGGAACGCCACGCGUUGCUGACUUUGUUCAUGGCAAGGAUGGUUUGGGAAACACAGGUUUGCCGCCUCCAAAAACUAAAAGGAUAGAGAAAAGUGCGUCUGAGUUCUUGGUAGAAAAGGUUUCCGAAUUCCCUGGUGAAGUAUCUGUACUUGCUCUUGGACCACUGACAAACUUGGCCCUAGCAAUUAAAAGAGACUCCUCCUUUGCAAGCAAGGUGAAAAAGGUGGUCAUUCUUGGUGGGGCAUUCUUUGCACUGGGCAAUGUGAACCCUGCUGCUGAGGCGAAUAUCUUUGGUGAUCCUGAGGCAGCAGACGUAGUCUUUACCUCAGGAGCCGAUAUUGCUGUUGUUGGAAUAAACAUAACUACACAGAUUAAAUUAACAGACGAGGACCUUCUCGAGAUGAGGCAAUCAAAGGGAAAAUACGCUCAAGUUCUCGGGGACAUGUGUAAGUCAUACAUGGAGUGGCAUGUGAAAUCCGACGGUGUCCAUGGGAUUUUUCCUCACGACCCUGUCAGCUUUGUUGCACUAGUUCGCCCUGAUCUUUUCACGUACAGGAGAGGCGUAGUCCGAGUCGAGACACAGGGGAUCUGUACGGGCCAUACGCUGAUGGAUCAGGGCCUAAAGAAGUGGAAUGCUAGCAACCCUUGGUCUGGCUAUUCUCCGGUUGCGGUCGCUUGGACAGUUAAUGUCGAGGAAGUGAAGGAUCACAUCAAGAAAGUGUUGAUGAAACCAUGAAAUCAUAUGUAUUCCAUUGUCAAAAAAUAAUGUCAAAAAUGCGAAAAUGCAGUCACCCUUCAUUCAAACUGUUCUGAAAAUCCUGCUUAUUGUGCUUUAGCGAAUGGAAAAACUGUUUCCGUGGUUCCGAGAACAACAGUGUCUAAGUAGAUUAAGAGGAAAAUUGAUAAUUGAGUUAA
Messenger RNA from Punica granatum (pomegranate), 1625 nucleotides. The record is from RefSeq and is a predicted model, not a curated record. NCBI's taxonomy places the organism in Eukaryota, Viridiplantae, Streptophyta, Magnoliopsida, Myrtales, Lythraceae.